AACAAGCCAAGACUCAAUAACCAAGACUCAAUAACCACCAACGAUUCCACCCGACAUAACUUCACCAUGGACAUCCUCAACAGCUCAGCAUCCAAUGGUCUCAAGACCAAUCUAUCCAAACCCGCGAGCUUUGCUUCUCUCGGAGUCCAACCGGAUCUUGUAGCAGCGCUAACCGCGAUGUCAAUCACCUCCCCGAGCGAGAUUCAACAGAAGGCGAUUCCCGAUAUCCUUGCCGGUCGUGACUGUAUCGGCUCCUCUCAAACUGGUUCAGGAAAAACAGUGGCCUUUGCAAUUCCGAUCCUACAAGCCCUCGCCAAAGAUCCAAUCAGCUGCUUCUGUCUGAUCCUGACCCCCACUAGAGAGCUCGCUUUUCAAAUUGGUUCCCAACUCAAGGUACUUGGAUCACUAGCAGUCCCUGGAUUCACCUACUCAGUCAUCGUCGGUGGGAUGGAUAUGAUGUCUCAAGCCUUAGAUCUUAAUAAGCGGCCACACAUCAUCAUUGCCACCCCAGGUCGAUUGGUUGAUCAUCUCAAGAGUGCCGAAGGUGAAUUAGGCAGAUGGAAUCUGCGCCGAUGUAAAUUUCUAGUACUCGACGAGGCCGAUCGAAUGUUAACACCCACAUUUGCAGAAUCGCUAUCAUACCUCAUCAAUGAACAACUCCCUCCCCCUACCGACCGACAGACUUUACUCUUCACAGCCACGAUUACCGAACCUGUCCUGGCUUUGUCCGAAAAAACGCCCCCGGCUGGUAAACAAAAGCCUGUCGUACAUCUCUGUGGCCCAAGCAGGAUUAAUCUUCCUGCUACCCUGAAACAAUUUUACUCGUUUAUCCCUUCCCAAGUCAAGGACGUCUAUCUGUACUACCUUCUACUGAACGUAUGUGACCUGACUGGGCUGCCACCUCCUCCUAAGCGACCGAAGGCAACAAAAUCAAAAAGGGUGAAGUAUUCAAACAAGACCAAGCGAUUAAUUAAUGAAGAUGAUGAACCCGAUCCAGUUUCCAACCUACCUCAAACCAUCAUAUUUGUAUCCAAGCCAAGGGUUGCAGAACAAUUACACCUUUUACUCGAAUCCUCACAUCUACCGUAUCCCAUCAAGUCAAGGUCACUUCACUCAAACCUAAGUCAAAUGCAACGCUUGGAUGCGAUCCGGGAGUUCGAAGAGCGUCAGGUGCCAGUACUGAUAUCCACCGAUCUGGGUUCGAGAGGUUUGGACUUGAAACAAGUGAAAUUAGUCAUCAACUGGAACUUGCCCCUGGAUCCUAAUGAAUACGUCCAUCGAGUCGGUCGAACGGCUCGUCGAAAUCAGGGUGGUGAAGGCGAUGGGGUCAGCAUUAGCUUGGUUGCUGAACACGAUAUUGAAUGCGUCUUGAAAGUGGAAGAACAGAUCGGUAGUAAAUUAGAGCUGAUUCCAUUGAAGGAAGAGAAAGUCUUGGAAUACCUGAAUCCAAUCUCCAAAGCCAAGCGAGAAGCUGAAUUGGAUUUGAACGAGAUGAAAUUCGGUCAACGUCAACUGAUCAAUAAGAAAAAGCAACAAAAGUUGGAUAAGAUCCGGAAAGCCGAACAGGACCAAUAAUUGUACUCUUCUAAAGAACCCUUGCCUUCCAUAUCGAUUGUUCUCAAAAUUAACAUUGCUUGCUUCAAAACGAGCAUGGCUUGACAGAAACAUCACUUGUUGAUUUCAGUACUGAAAUUUAACUAAAAUACUCUUCUUGAGAAAUCUGUAUCCAAGAUUCCAAUAUCUCGGAUUGCUAUACAUGUUAGCUGCCUAUAAGCUGUUGGCUAUGUUGCAUAUUGCUUAGUUUGGAUAAACGUUUUCAAGAAAAUUAUUAUUUCAGAGCUCAUGUUGAGCAUCUCCAUUGAAGAAAUGUGUGUUGCUUUUGAAUUGAUCCCCAGCCUUUCACUACCUGUCCCGGCCUCAUAUUUGUUUCUUUUGCGGUAACGGUCAUCAUCACUGGAGAAGGUACAUACACGCGUAUUUUCUCGUUUGUCUUAUGGACAAAUUAACGAUGGCAAAAAACAAAGAAAGCACAGAAGGGAUGAAAAAGGUGAGGCAAUUGUGAAAAUUACAAAAGGUGUUCAAAAGCGAAGACAAUACAUGAAC
This is a messenger RNA of Puccinia graminis f. sp. tritici CRL 75-36-700-3, 2103 nucleotides long. RefSeq lists its product as uncharacterized. NCBI's taxonomy places the organism in Eukaryota, Fungi, Basidiomycota, Pucciniomycetes, Pucciniales, Pucciniaceae. The record is from RefSeq and is a predicted model, not a curated record. The transcript is spliced from 5 exons. Gene Ontology annotation, molecular function: nucleic acid binding; RNA helicase activity; ATP binding. Bases 67 to 1575 code for a protein of 502 amino acids.